Messenger RNA from Saprolegnia parasitica CBS 223.65, 824 nucleotides. RefSeq lists its product as hypothetical. Bases 63 to 698 code for a protein of 211 amino acids. The transcript is spliced from 6 exons. The record is from RefSeq and is a predicted model, not a curated record. Gene Ontology annotation, molecular function: GTPase activity; GTP binding. NCBI's taxonomy places the organism in Eukaryota, Oomycota, Saprolegniomycetes, Saprolegniales, Saprolegniaceae.
AACAAAGUGUUCAGAGCUGCCGACGCCGCAGCGGACGGCCUCAUGGCGGGCGCUAGAGGACCAUGGACGCGCAGGAAGUCGACUCGUAUGACCACCUCUUCAAGCUGCUGCUUGUGGGCGACGCUGGCGUGGGCAAGAGCAGCAUGCUCUUGCGCUUCACGGACGACACGUUCGAUGACCAUCUCCAGAGCACGAUCGGCGUCGACUUCAAGGUCAAGAUGAUGCAAGUCGACGGGAAGCGCAUCAAGAUGACGAUCUGGGACACGGCGGGCCAAGAACGCUUCCGCACGCUCACGAGCUCGUACUACCGGGGCGCGCAGGGCAUCAUCUUGGUGUACGACGUGGCCCGCAAGGAAACGUUCGAGAACCUCGGGACGUGGCUGCAAGAGGUCGAGGUGUACAGCCCGGCCAACGGCCGCGACGUCGUCAAGCUUCUCGUUGGCAACAAGAUCGACAAGGAGCGUGUCGUGUCGCGGCAGGAAGGCGAGGCGUGGGCUCGCUCCAAGGGCAUGCUUUUUGUCGAGAGCAGCGCCAAGACCAAGAUUGGCAUCCAGCAAGUCUUUAACGAAGUCGUCCAGAAGAUCCUCGACAACCCGGCGCUCUUGGCCAACACGGCGCCGCGCAGCCGUGCGAAGAAGGUCAACCUCUCGGCCGACAAGUACGCGCCACAUGCCAACGCGGGCGGCGGCUGCUGCUAAGUCGCCGCUGCACAGGAUGGUCCGAUUUCUUACAUUUACUAUUACGACUACAAACACGGUCCGAUCGCCUCAGUCUUCAAACUCCGAGUACGUCGACUCGACGCUGCCCUGUCGCUGCAUCGCGCA